GAAAGAGGGAGGGAGAGUCAGGAGCGGGUGACAAACCCUGAGGAAGAGAGAGAGGAGAGAGACCUGGCAGGAGAGGGAUGACUGAGAAAGCGAGGGGACUAGCAGAGAAGGGAUGAACCAAUGAGAGACCUGGAGAAGAGGAGAAAGGUGUGUGACAGCCAGGCAAGGCAGGCAAGGAGACAGGCGAGCAGGUGCAAGGAGGCAGCUGAGACACAGCAAGUGCCAGGAGCAGGAGAAGAGUAGACAGAACCAAGGUGAUGGUCAAAGAGAGUGAAGAAGUGGAGACGAGAAGAGUGCAGCCACCUAUGUAGGGGAGGGGGGAACUGGAGAAGUGCAAGACUAGGGAGUAGCACAAGUGAGGUGGUCAGGGAGCAUCCAAGCUGUGUAUAUAUCUCUAGCUGUGUAUUCACAGAUAUACAUGGAUGCUGAACGCAGGUGAGUGUACGCCUCAAGACUCAGCCACUGAGCAACAUGCAGCUCACACAAUGCUGUUUUAUAUUCCUGGUUCAAGGCAGCAUCUAUCUGGUAAUCUGUGGCCAAGAAGACUCUUCUAGUGACCCAGAUGAUGAAGAUCAGUCAGAUGCAAAGCCCAAUUCCAGGCCUCGAAUCCCCAGGAGACGGUCCCCUUCUCCAUCCCGAUCUCGUAGCUCAAGCCCCUCAAACUCCACCAUCCUACAACUUCUAUCCAACUCUCCUGAAUUUUGGGAUGUCCUGAACAGUCUUUCAGAGCUGGGCCAUAAUCCAGAACCCCCAGUUCCAGCUAGGAAUCGACGUCAGUCUGUGCUAAGGUCAACAGGAAGAGCCAAGAAAAUCUUUGGUUGGGGGGAUUUUUAUUCCAAUAUCAAGACAGUAAAGCUCAACCUUCUCAUCACAGGAAAAGUAGUGGAUCAUGGGAAUGGGUCCUUCAGUGUCUACUUUCUCCACAACUCUACAGGCCAAGGGAAUGUUUCUGUUAGUCUUGUACCACCUUCCAAAGUCCUUGACUUUGACUUGGAGCAGCAAAUGUAUGCUGAAGCAAAGGAGUCAAAAAUCUUCAAUUGUCGAGUGGAAUUUGAAAAAGUAGAUAAAGCAAUUAAGACGGGUUUAUGUCCUCAUGACCCAUCAAAGACCUGCCACCAGCAGCAAACUCGUAGCAAGGUCUCAUGGACAUGCUCUCACCCAUUCAAGAUUGUUUGUGUAUAUGUCUCCUUUUACACAACAGAUUAUAGACUAGUGCAAAAGGUUUGCCCUGACUAUAACUAUCACAGCAGCUCUCCGUAUUCACCCUCAGGCUGAAGAUAAGGAAACUGUGAGCUCAUGGCUGUGGAAUAGCCUAAAUUGGGCUAAAAUUGGGUCUAUCUUUUAUGGACUUCCUGUGCCUUGGUCUGGUCCAUUGUGGUGUAUGUAUUUGUGGAGACAGUGGACAGAAAGCUGUGUAAGUGAUGUGUUGGAUGUGAAAUUAAAACCACUUCAAUAUACAUACGUAUAUAAAUGCUAUACUGAUAUUGCCCUAUAAAAUGAACUAAUAGAUUCUCCCAGACACCAAAAAAGUAGAGGUUUGGUGGGUGCAUUAUGUCUCCAGAUACAAUGUCUUCUAGUGCAAACCCAGAUUUAUGGUAACAGCAAACUAAUCCAGAAGUAUGGUUCUGAAGAUUAUGGUAGAGCCGAGUUAAUCAGCUGACUACAAGUCCAUCCUUCAUAGCAAAUGUCCUGUGUUUUAUGUAUGAAUAUUCGGCCAACUUGUCAGUCGUUAAGUACCUUGUGACCUCGAUGUUUCAGCACCAUUGUGUCCAGCAUCAUCUCACUCUCUAAUAGAUUAGUUUUGUUCAUGUAUCUACAUCAUGAGAGUUGCCUACAUGUGUGGUGAAAAGAUGCAUAUCCUAAAAUAAAGACUAUGGAGACUGUAGAACUUCAUGGAAACAGAGAAAGACAUGUAGAA
This is a messenger RNA of Hyla sarda, 1918 nucleotides long. RefSeq names its product neurexophilin 3 (gene NXPH3). The coding region runs from base 472 to 1275 and encodes 267 amino acids. NCBI's taxonomy places the organism in Eukaryota, Metazoa, Chordata, Amphibia, Anura, Hylidae. The record is from RefSeq and is a predicted model, not a curated record. Gene Ontology annotation, molecular function: signaling receptor binding. The transcript has 2 exons.